AUGUCCGAGGAGACGUCGCCGAGAUCAUCACAAGUUGCCGCUUCGCAGAGGAACGCCUUCCGGGACUACGUUGUUGCAUAUAAACUUUCGCAGAAUCCGUUAAAACCUUUAAUAUUUGAAGAUAUACUCGGAGAAAAGACUGACGUAAAUCUUAACUUUCAAGUACCAUCUCGUUGUGACUGCUUAGUCACCUUCUUCAAUGGCUUUACAGGCCACAAUGGCGAAUUACUGGAAUUUUUGUCGGGAUCAGAGUCAGACGAUUCUGAACUCGGAGAAUUUACGUGGAAGCCGCUUCGAAAGAUGACAGCCGGGCGUGAGAAACGUCUCUUAGUGCUUCGGAGGCGUCUUUAA
This is a messenger RNA of Mesocestoides corti, 351 nucleotides long. Lineage: Eukaryota; Metazoa; Platyhelminthes; Cestoda; Cyclophyllidea; Mesocestoididae. The record is from the annotation of a GenBank genome assembly.